Pecten maximus is the source of this 2109-nucleotide messenger RNA. RefSeq lists its product as uncharacterized. Bases 79 to 1089 code for a protein of 336 amino acids. The transcript has 2 exons. The record is from RefSeq and is a predicted model, not a curated record. Lineage: Eukaryota; Metazoa; Mollusca; Bivalvia; Pectinida; Pectinidae.
AAGGACGACUUCGCCUAGAGUAAUGUGUUUGCAAUAUAUGAUAACAAUUGAAAGCAGCAAUGGGAUACAUAAGCUUGAAUGGAAAAGAGGGCAAAUCUGUCCUGCGAUAUUGGCCUGAAAUUAAACCAGUCUUGUGUGAAGACAGUCAGGAUAACGACCAGUGUAAUGAAGGUGCCGGUGAAAUACUGGAUAUGUUUUACCGUCUUGCAAUGCAUCCUGUUCUUCUAUCUCUUUUCCGAUUUCGAAAUAUCAAAUCAUGGAACAGGAAAAUCACUCAAGAAACAAACACCUUCCAUCACAUUAUUCACAGGAUGGAAAACGUUCCCAGCAAGAUAUGCAGUAUUUAACAACACAUUACGCAAUUGGCCUUCACUACAACCUCACGUGAAACUAUAUCUCUUCACCAACGAUUUCAUACCGGGUUUAAAAGAGUAUGAAAAGUUAGGAUGGACGGUGCUGCCAGUACUGAGAGAAAUCGAAGGUCAUGCCGUUAUAAAAGAUUUAUUCCAAAGAGUCAUGCAACUACAACCAGACUCAAAACUAUAUGCACUUGUUAACGGAGAUCUUCUUUUAACUAAUUCAUUCCUGAAAAAUUUACAUGACAUUAUCGAAUCUCCUUUUCUUAACAAUAAAACGUUUUUCCUAACUGGAAGGAAAUUGAAGAUUCCAAACGUAACACGAGAGGAAGCAAGUUCAUGGGAGAACAUUGAAAGAGCUGCGAAGAGGGGAGUUUUGGAUAAACCAUAUCUGGGAAUAGAUUAUUACAUAACUCCCCCAAGUUAUCAUUGGCGUCUUAUCCCAGAUUUGCAGUUUUUACGUCCCCAUUACGAUACCUGGAUGAUUUGGGACGCUCGAAGAAUGGGCCUUGUCGUGAUCGAUGCCACUAACACUCUCUUAGCACCCCAUCAAAACGCACCACACCCUAAAAAUCCUGUUGCGAACGACAAUAACAUGAAGUAUAUAGUAGCUUCCCGUUCAGAACUCGCUGCCAAAGGAGCCAUCUAUUGCUGUGAGUUUGAAACGAUAUUAGUAAAUGGGACAGUAACGGUACAAAAACGGAACAAUAUACCAAAAGGAUGCAUAUUUUGAUUACUACGCCGAUGAAGAUGUUGAGAUCGUUUACAUAGAAGAAAAUAUUAUUUUACUAUCGCAAAACCAACACGUUAUUACGCAAACUUACGCAUUGUUUCGCGAAAGUAACGCGUUGAACUGGUAUAACACGAUGAAUUGCUUUACGAGUAUUAGAUUAUCUCUAUAAUACGAAGACGUAAAUUAAUCUCUUUGUAUGAAAAAUGUCAGUAUGUCGACAUCGUGUAUGUCGAUUUGACUACAUCUUACUAAGCUAUUUGCAAGUUAUCUGUCCACAUGCUUAAGUGAUGUCACAACUUGUCGUAAAUUCUGGCAGUAAAACAAAAUGUUAGGAUAUAGAAAGUUUAAAACUGAUCAACGGAAACUUUUUGAUUAUAAAACAACUGAUCAUCUUACUCAAGUCGUAUAGAUAAAAUGAUAAAAUGUUAUCCCUCUCGAGGUCAUUGUUAACAGUUUGUUGAAGAAUAAUGUAAACUUUUUUUUUUUUUUUUUUUACAUAUUUGAUCCUUGAGACCUUAGUCAAAUGACUGAAUAACCGUGCCAUUCUGUUUCCAAGGAAACCUUUUAAAACCUUACUGGCGGAGUUUAAAUCGUCGUAUUUAAGGCGAAAACUAGCUUAUACAGUAAAACCCCACUUACUCGAACCCAGUUUAUUCGAAUUAGCCACUGUGCUGACAAGAGUGAUUAUGUUUUUGUGUUAAACCAUGUAACGGAAUGGUGAUAUAAUGUUGUAAACUAAAAGCGAGUUCUCGAAAUUUAUAUUUGUUCUAUGUGGUUAUGUUUUAUUGCAUAAUUAGUAUCAUUUGAUAUUAUUUUGUUAUCGGUUACAAUAUCAAUAGUUAUGCAAUAGUAAUAUACAUACGAAUAUAUAACCGGAAGCAUAUGUAUACGAACAUUAACGAUGCGCAGUAAGUAGAUGUCUGAUCCGGUUCCUUCCUUUAUCUGUCCAUCGUAGCUAACCCUAACUAAUGUGUAUACAUUUUUGAUGCCUUAGAUCUUAUUAAAUGUUGUAAACCUGAA